GUGCUUAUCUAAUAUAUAUUAAUCCACUUCAACAGUUGAGCUUACCCUGGAUUUGCCUUCUGUCCAUCAAUUAUGUAAAGUUUGCAAGUUCUGUGUUACAGUUAACAUUUCAAGCUAACCUUUUUUGUCAAUCAUUUAAAGUAAUCUCUUUUUACGCUUGUGUUGUUCAUUUUAAAAGUGAAUUAAGUUAAUGUCUGUGUUAAAAUUUUAGCCCAUUUUUAAUGUUAAUUGCUUGAUAAAAUCAAAUUGAGAUUCAAAUUGAAGUUCAUUUGACACAAUUUUGUUACUUUGAUUUGGGUUUUUAAACAAUAUCUGAAUCUAACUGGUAUCAUCUUGGACUAUAUAUCUUUAAGUACUCGAUAUUUUAUUUUUCUCUCAACAAAUCAACACGGAUUAUGUUUUUGCUUAUCAAUCAAUUAAUGUAUAAAUUUGUUUUAAAAUAGUCAUCGUAAUUGUUGUAAACAUGUUAAUUGAAAACCCUGAGUCCCUUAAAACCUGGUUAACUUCCUAUUUGGAGCCCUUGUGUGAUGCCGAUCCUCAAGCUUUGGCUCAAUAUGUUAUGGCUUUAAUUGGCAAAGAUAAGCCUGCUAAGGAUCUGAAAAACAAUCUCUUCGAACAAUUGGAAGUGUUUUUACAAAAAGAGACUGAACCAUUUGUUGAGGUUCUUUUUCAAACGUUAGAAAAUAAAUCUUACUUGAACUCUGUCCAUUCGGAUAGCCAUAGUAGUACCUCAUCUGAUAGAUCGCCAAGUGGCUGUGAUGGUAUUGGAAAUUUACCAUCCACUAUCGAUCAUUACAAAGUUCACGAACCUAUUGGUUCACCUUUACCCUCCCUAUCACCUAUAUAUGAUCCUAAAAUAUCUUUAUUAAAUUUACCCGAUUCAAGUGCAUCAGCUCCCAGUAAUCAAUUAACAGCUACUGCUCACUCUAAAAGGUCAUAUCAUAACCGAGAAAGAAGCAAAAGCAGGUCUCAUUCACGGAGUCGAAGUCGAUCUCGUUCACCUCCCAUUUCAUCUUCACAAAAUCGUCAUCGUCCACGGGAUGUUGACAUGAGACGACCAGGUGGUUAUGCAGUAGUUCCCAAUCAAGGUGGAUCUCGUAGCCAUUACAUUGAAGAAAGAAAUCGAAGAACAGGUUGGAACGGACCUUCUUCAAGAGGUAUGAGUCGUCGUUAUGGACCAUCAUCAUCAUCAUCUUCAUUAUCAUCAUCAUCUCACCUUGGGGGAGGUUAUCGAAGGAACCAGCAGCAGGUAACAAGGCGUUCUCGGUCUCGAUCUAAAAGUCGGACACCAUCAAGGAGCAGGUCUAGUUCAUACUCUCCUCAUUCAAAUCGAAGUCGUAGCCGUAGUCCUAGCCAUGAUAGGGGUCGUACAAAAGAUAAAACUAGAAAUAAAAACCAGAAUAGAGUACAAUCUACCUCAAGAAGUCGUAGUCGAAACAGAGAUGGUCCAGUGGCCAAAAGAACAAAAAUCAGCUCAAAAUCUCCUCUUGAUGAGGAGGGAGAAGAUGGAAAAGAAGAUAAACCAUUCAUCAAAAAGCGAUGUCGUGAUUACGAUGAAAGAGGUUUUUGCAUGAGAGGUGAUCUAUGUCAAUACGAUCAUGGUAGUGAUCCUGUUGUAUUAGACGGUGCAGUAUCGUCAGUUGUUCUUGGUCUUGCCGCCAAUGGAGCAACAACUUUAACUGCUACCCAGAGUAUUGCAGCGGGAUCAGCUAAUUUCCUCAAUGAACCCUAUAACCCCGAAGCACCAGGGAUUGAUAAACAAAUGAAUCCUCAUGGAGCUCGUCGUGGCUCUGGUGUUGGUGCACUUGUUGCUCCUCUUCGUGUACCAGUAAAAUCAGUCGGUAACAAUUAUAAUCACCUUCCUCAGCAUCCAUUCUGGAGCAAUAUCACUACACCAUUGCGACCAAUCCCUCCUGGACCUGGUUCUAGUUCUUUCAUUCCAUCAUUGAGUCAACAAAAUAGGCCAAGAGAAUUAGUUGGUGUUCCAACCUUAUCUGAUGGUAAAAACUCAUCAUCAUCCUCAUCAAAUAUUAAUCCAGAGAUACCCAAAAUACCUCAUUCAAGUACUAUUGAUUCAUCAACUUCAACAACAAUCAGUGGAAACAAUAAUGGAUCUAAUAGUCAUACUACUAAUAGUAAUAUGUCUAGGAGGGGAGGAAACAAUUCUGGUCGUGGAGGUAAUGGAAGUGGACAUAGAGGAGGCUUUAGAGGUGGUUACCUGAAACGUAUGGUAACCAAUGAUAGUGCUGAUAAGUGUACAUUAGAAGUUCGCAAAAUACCGCCAAAUCUUAAUACCAUCGCAAAUCUUAAUUCUCAUUUCUCGAAAUUUGGUUCAAUUGUAAAUUUACAAGUUUGUUAUGAUGGAGACCCAGAAGCCGCCUUGGUUCAAUUCGCUAGUCACAGUGAAGCACUGUCUGCCCAUCGUUGUACCGAAGCUGUUCUAAAUAAUCGUUUCAUUAAAGUUUUCUGGCAUUCAAAGGACCAAAGUCAACAGUCUAACCAACAAUCACAACCACCAGCGACCCCAGCCCAAUGUCAUCAAUUGUACGGUAAAGCAUAUGAAUCUAGUUUACGAGAUCGUGCAGCUAACGGAAGUUUAGUGAAUGAGUCCAAAAAUAUCGACUCAAACAAUUCUCGACCGAAUGUUAAAGAAAGACUUGGCUUACGUCAUGGCACAGAUCAGGAUAAAAAUUCUGUAUCAACCAAUGUUACAUCUACUGGGUCCAUAUCUCGAACUGUUUUCAACCCAUUGUUGUUGAAAAAACAAUAUCCGUCUUCUGCAUCUAUAGCAACUUCCACUACAGUUAAUCAAGCUAACCCUGUCGUGAAUCCAGGCGCGCCCAAUUCUGGUCCUGUUGCUCCCGCUAAAAGUAAAGAAGACCUCAAGAAAGAUAAGCUUUUGAAAAAACUUGACUUACAAAAGAAACGCCAGCAGAUUCUACUUUCCUGUAUGCAGCAGCAAAAACUAUUGAUCGAUAAACUUCAAAAAGCCAAAACGGAUAAAGAAAAGACUGAUAUCCGAUCAACAGUUGCAGCUCUUGACAAACAGAUUAAAAAACUUGAAAGUGAUAUUAAAAAGGAUGCUGAGGUGAUACUUGCUGAAACAGCUAAGCUCCCAUCAUCCGGAAAAAAGAGUAAAAUACAAGUUGAAAAAGAACUUCUUGAUGUUGAAAUGGACUUUUAUAAUGAAUUACAUAAAGGAGCGACAACAACUGAGCUGAAUGCGAAAUUACAAGAACUCAAAAUUAAGACCAAAAAUCUUUGCAUGAAUGAUGUUAGAUAUACAAAAACAAUGAUGAAGCGUUUCGCUGAAAUGAAAGGUGCCUUACGAGGUCGUAAUCGAUUAGCUAAUCAUACUUUGGCCAAAAAUUUUGAAAACCUCAGAAAAGUUGACAGACGAACUCGUAAAAUUUUUAUUGAAGGAGUAGCUGAGGAUGAUAACAACGUUUUACUGGCACAUUUAUCGCAAACUGCUGAAAUUGAAAGCCUGGAGUCAAUGCCUCAAGGUGUAAUGGUUACUUUCAAAACACGUCGAGAUGCUGAAAUGGCUUUACCCUUAAUAUCAACUGUAAAAUUGAAAGAUCAAGUUCCACUGAAGGCAUCUUGGUUCGAUGAAGCCAAAGUUAAAACCGAAGAAUCAGAAAUCGCAAACUCUAUCGAUAAACCAUCCGAUUUAGAAUCUUUGAUCGAAAAUGAAAUUAACUUAAAUAACGAUAAACUUGACGAAGACGUUGACCAAGAAGAUUUAAAUGAAGGAGAAGGUGUAGAAGAUGAAGAAAUCCCAGAAGCAUGUGAAAAUCUAUUAAAAGAAGAAGAACAAGAGGAGGAGCAAGAUGAAGAACGAAAAGUAGAUUUUGUUGAAGAUGAAGAAGAGGCAAGAGCGGAAGCUCCUGAAGAUCAAGAUGAGGAGUUUGAAACAUCUCCUGAAGGCGUUAAUGUUAAAAUAGAUGAGGGAGACAACGAUGAGGAAGGUGAUGAAAUUGGAACUCAAGAUGGUAACCAAGCUUCACCAGUUGAUGAGUUAUCAUUGGGCGUCGGAGUCGAAGAUGACUUACUUGAAGAGGAAGAAACUGACGAUGAAGAUGAAAGUCGAGCAUGGCGUCGAUAACUAACUUAAAAAAGUGAUAAGUCAAUUAAAGAGUAAACAAAACAACAAAAGAUGAAAUUAAAUAACAAAAAAAACUUUAAAAUUAAAACGAGAGAGAAUAAAAACAAUGUUAAGAAAAAAGCUUCAUUUUGAUUACAGUUACAACAACAAAAAA
This is a messenger RNA of Tetranychus urticae (two-spotted spider mite), 4262 nucleotides long. RefSeq names its product Zinc finger protein swm (gene swm). Gene Ontology annotation, cellular component: nucleus. NCBI's taxonomy places the organism in Eukaryota, Metazoa, Arthropoda, Arachnida, Trombidiformes, Tetranychidae. Gene Ontology annotation, molecular function: metal ion binding; RNA binding. The record is from RefSeq and is a predicted model, not a curated record.